AUGAGAUUCAGAUUUUGUGGAGAUUUAGAUUGUCCGGAUUGGGUUCUGGCAGAAAUUAACACUUUAUCUAAAAUGAGUUCUAUAAAAGUAAAAAUGUUGGGACAAAUCGUUUUGAAAUUUUUAACAGGAGACGAAUUUAACGAAGAAAAAGCAACGAAAUUAGUUUCUGAUGCUAAAUUAGACGAAGAUGAUAUGAAAGGUUGCGUUGCUGCCAUAUCUCAAAUAUUCACGUCUUCUGCUAGAUACGGAAUAGAAGAAGAUGUUUUAAAUAACGAAUUACAACAAUUGGGAUUACCCAAAGAACACGCUACAGCAUUAGGAAAAGUUUAUAACGAAAAUAAUAAUAAUCUAACGGAAAUCCUUUCUAAAAAAUCUCUUAGAACGAGCGUUUUAGAAGAUGUCAAUUGCGAUAUUUCAAAUGUUGAAAAACGAGAAAUCGAACUCGAUAUUAAAAUAAACGAUAAAAUCGAAAACGUCGUUAAUUCUGACGUCAUCAAAAUGUCUGCCGAACAGUUAGCUUUACUUAUAAACGGUAAUAAUUUUGUAUGA
This is a messenger RNA of Pediculus humanus corporis (human body louse), 549 nucleotides long. RefSeq names its product COMM domain-containing protein, putative. Bases 1 to 549 code for a protein of 182 amino acids. Lineage: Eukaryota; Metazoa; Arthropoda; Insecta; Psocodea; Pediculidae. The transcript has 6 exons. The record is from RefSeq and is a predicted model, not a curated record.